Loa loa (African eye worm) is the source of this 1081-nucleotide messenger RNA. RefSeq lists its product as hypothetical. Gene Ontology annotation, cellular component: U2 snRNP; nucleus; catalytic step 2 spliceosome. NCBI's taxonomy places the organism in Eukaryota, Metazoa, Nematoda, Chromadorea, Rhabditida, Onchocercidae. The coding region runs from base 9 to 761 and encodes 250 amino acids. Gene Ontology annotation, biological process: spliceosomal complex assembly. Gene Ontology annotation, molecular function: nucleic acid binding; zinc ion binding. The record is from RefSeq and is a predicted model, not a curated record. The transcript has 5 exons.
UUCAGGUCAUGGAUUUCCAAAAUCGUGCAGGUGGAAAAACUGGAGGUGGCGGAGUAGCAUCCUGGUCUGACGCAAAUGUUGACCGACGCGAGAGGUUACGUCAGUUGGCGUUGGAAACAAUCGAUCUGCAGAAGGACCCAUACUUUAUGAAAAAUCAUCUGGGUGGCUAUGAAUGCAAACUUUGCUUAACGUUACACAACAAUGAGGGCUCCUACUUGGCGCAUACACAAGGCAAAAAGCAUCAGUCGAAUUUGGCUCGACGUGCUGCAAAAGAAGCAACUGACCAGCCUUACAUGCCUUUACCACAACAGGUCAAAGUGGAACCAAAGAAAUUUGUCAAAAUUGGGAGGCCUGGUUAUAAGGUAACAAAAGAACGAGAUCCAGCAACGGGCCAGCAGGCUUUGUUGUUCCAAAUUGAUUACCCUGAAAUUGCUGAAGGUGUUACUCCCAGACAUCGGUUUAUGUCAGCUUAUGAACAAAAGGUGCAGCCACCUGACAAACGUUGGCAGUACAUUCUGUUUGCUGCUGAACCGUACGAAACGAUUGCUUUCAAGAUACCAUCGAGAGAGGUAGACAAAGCGGAAGACAAGUUUUGGACUUUAUGGAAUAAAGAUACCAAACAGUUUUUUAUGCAGUUCGCAUUUCGGUUCGAUCGAAUGUCCCAGCACGAUGAACCUCCACCUCCACCUCCGUCUGCAGCUGCUGCAAUGAUACGACCAUCACCAGUACCACCACCUAUGUUCCUACCUCCACCUUUUUAAGUGUUAGAUGCUGCACUGUUUUAUUAAAGCGCCUGCUUGUUUGUUUGUACAGAAUAGAACCAUUUUCCAGUGUUCUAUCAUUCUUGAGAGUUGAGAAGGUAUAAGUGAUCACUAUAACUUGUGAUUUUCGAUUUUGUUUAACGGAUUGAAAACAUUUAUUGUUUGCUUUCACUAGAGAAAGAAGAGAAAUGUGUGGAACCGAAAAAAAGACGUUUAUUUAUGUAUUCGAAUAACUGAUGUGAUUUUGAUUUUCAAAACUUGUCAUAACCAUGCAGUUUAACAGGAAUGCAAAUUUCGUUCAGAAUAAAAUUUACUACGGA